This is a messenger RNA of Scomber japonicus (chub mackerel), 1213 nucleotides long. Its product is annotated as calcium uniporter protein, mitochondrial-like. The record is from RefSeq and is a predicted model, not a curated record. Lineage: Eukaryota; Metazoa; Chordata; Actinopteri; Scombriformes; Scombridae. The transcript has 9 exons. Gene Ontology annotation, molecular function: calcium channel inhibitor activity. Gene Ontology annotation, biological process: calcium import into the mitochondrion; mitochondrial calcium ion homeostasis. The coding region runs from base 162 to 1124 and encodes 320 amino acids. Gene Ontology annotation, cellular component: uniplex complex; mitochondrial inner membrane.
AGAGUUAAACUGUUCCUCUUCCUGCUGCUGUGCAUGCCAUGAAACCUGUUUCUACUUGCCUGGCGUUGUCUCCACCCUCGGCCUGGGUGUGUCAGAUUACAACACACUGGAACAAAACUUCAGAUCUUUAGGUUUUGUUCGUCUGGACUGCAGCGUCCACAAUGUUCGUGUCCAGAUUUCUCUGCAGAUUUAGUUCCAGCUGCUCUCGGCCUGCGAGACUCCGGAUCUACAAGUCCAGUCCGCUCUGGUCCGGCUGUGUUGUCUCCAGUUUCAGCAGCCAGCCUCCAUCCAAAGAUGCAUCAGUCCGUUAUAGUUUUGGUCGCCCUGUCCUCUCUCUGCGUCUCCCUGCGGGUCAGAAGUGUCGUUUCAUUCUGAAGCCGAUGUUGACCACAGUGGGCGAUCUGCUGCAGGACAUCACAGCCAAAGGCCCCGAGGUGCAGGCCACCGCUCUGCUCAAUGCAGACGGAGAGAGAAUCUCUUCUUGCACUUUUAUGGAAACGGUUUUAGAUAAAGAUUUCCAGCUCGUCAUCAAUGACACGACGUACAACAUCCGCUCACCUGGACCAGUUUCGUCUCAUGAACACGUGUUGGGUCUGGAUGAUAUGAAGUACGUGGUCCAUCUGCUCCACUCGGCUCUGAAUCUUCCUCAGCAGCAGCAUCUCCAGCACAGAGAGCUGAUGGUCAGACAAGAGAAACUCAAAGAGCAGCUGGAGCCGCUGGAGACGGUGAAAGCCCAGAUGGCGCAGGAGGCGGAGUCUAGAGCAUCGAUGCUUGGGUGGGCGGGCCUCGCCUACCUGUCACUGCAGGGAGGAUUCCUGGGUUACCUCACCUGGUAUGUGUUUGCCUGGGACGUGAUGGAGCCAGUCACCUACUUCAUCACCUGCACCACCAGCAUGAUCUUCUUCGCCUACUACAUCCUCACCAAACAGGAUUUUAUCUGCCCAGAUGUGAGAGAUCGGCAGUUUCUGAACUUCUUCCACCAGAGAGCAUCUCGCCAGAAAUUUGAUGUUCAAAAAUACAACCAGCUGAAAGACGAGCUGGCUGAGGUGGAGAGUACUCUCAGGAGGUUGAGGAGUGCCAUGCGGCUGCGGCUGCCUGUGGAACACAUCCAAACAGCAAAAUGAGAUUUUACAUUUGCACUUUUCUUUUUUCACUUUAAAAAAAAAAUGUGACAUAAAAUGUCAUUUUUAUAUGUUGUUUUCUGUUUUUAAUU